Yarrowia lipolytica CLIB122 is the source of this 336-nucleotide messenger RNA. RefSeq lists its product as uncharacterized. The record is from RefSeq and is a predicted model, not a curated record. Gene Ontology annotation, biological process: resolution of meiotic recombination intermediates; replication fork processing. Gene Ontology annotation, molecular function: chromatin binding; protein heterodimerization activity. Gene Ontology annotation, cellular component: FANCM-MHF complex. Lineage: Eukaryota; Fungi; Ascomycota; Dipodascomycetes; Dipodascales.
AUGUACAGUACAGUAAUACUGAACGCAGAACUCAACUUUUCACUCAUCAAAAUGAAGGAAACAGGGACCAAGGAGGAGAUUACACAGCGUCUCAAAUCUGCGAUUUGGAUAACUGUGUCGAGGAUUGUGACAGAGCAGACGCGUAGCGUGCCUGUGGACAACUCCUUUGUUGAUGCGUUGACUGAGCUCGUGUUUGAGCAGGCAGUGACCCUGGGGGGAGAUCUGGAGUCGUUUGCCAAGCUCGACAACCGGGUGGUUAUCACCAUGAGGGACCUUGAUAUGGUAUUGAGACGAAAUGAGGGUCUGAAGGAGGCUGUUUAUGCGUUUCAAGGGUAG